AGUGGUGCCCACAGCUAAAGCCUUGUGCAAAAUUAUCAUUAAGCUGUCAUCAAUCAUCAUGGCUGCCAUUACGGCAGGUCUGCUGGUACUCCUCGCUGCUGCCGUCGCCGCUCCGGCGCACGCCACGGACUACACGGUCGGCGACUCGUCCGGGUGGAGCAGCGGCGUGGACUACGCCACCUGGGCGAGCGGCAAGACCUUCGCUGCUGGGGACAACCUAGUGUUCCAGUACAGCGCGAUGCACACGGUGGUGGAGGUGAGCUCCGCGGACUACGGCGCGUGCUCGGCCAGCAACUCCAUCCAGUCCUACAGCGACCAGAACACCAAGAUCGCGCUCACAGCGCCCGGCACGCGCUACUUCAUCUGCGGCACCCCGGGCCACUGCGGCAACGGCAUGAAGCUCGCCGUCACGGUCGCCGCUGGGACCGCCACCACCACCCCGGCGUCAUCCCCGCCCGCCGCUGACUCGCCUCCAGAGACAGCCACGCCGUCCGGGUCUACGCCCACGGCAACGACGUCGCCGUCGGCGCCCACGACGAAGCCCACCUCGAGCAGCACUGGCGCUGCCUGCGGUGGGGAGGCCCGGCUCGCUAUGGGCGUUUUGGCCUGGGCCGCGGGCCUCGCCGGGCUCGCCCUGAUGGGUUAGGCAAGAGGCAGUGCUGUUUCCGUUCCAUGCUUUUCCUGUUGCAGGCUUUUGUGGCCCGUUGUGUUUAAUCUGAAUUCACGUCUAUGG
Messenger RNA from Zea mays, 733 nucleotides. RefSeq names its product blue copper protein. The record is from RefSeq and is marked validated. Lineage: Eukaryota; Viridiplantae; Streptophyta; Magnoliopsida; Poales; Poaceae. Gene Ontology annotation, molecular function: electron transfer activity. Gene Ontology annotation, cellular component: plasma membrane.